CUGAGUUUCACGCAUGCGUGCAGUGCACAGAAGGAUUUGAAAAUGUCGGUUGCAGGUUAAAAACGAGAAGGAAUUUGUCGCCAGGAAGCUCAAACACGGCACAUCAGUUUUGUUGUCUCUGUCUAGAUGUUUAAAAAGUGGAGCAAGGGAUGCAAUUGACCACCCUUUCUGCUCGGACUGUGGAGAGGGAUUCACUCGGACAUUUGACCAACUGGCACGCCUGUAAUUUACACAGGAGAAAGGCCUUUCACCCGCUCAGACAGUGGGAAUGAAUUCACUCGAUUAUCACAAUUGAAAGUACAUCAGCAAGUUCACACAGGGCAAGGCCAUUCACCUGUUCUGUGUGUGAGAAGCGGUUCAGUCGGUCAUCCCACCUGUGAACACACCAAUCAGUUCACACUGGGCAGAGGCUGGUCAACUGCUGAGUUUCUGGGAAAGGAUUCACUUAGUCAUCUGUUCUAAUGGCACACCAGCGUGUUCACACCGGGGAGAAGCCGUUCACCUGCUCAGAGUGUGGGAAAGGAUUUACACAGACAUCUACCCUACUGGUACAUCAGCGAGUUCACACUGGGGAGAGGCCAUUCACCUGCUCAGUCUGUGGGAAAGGAUUCACUCAGUCAUCCCACCUACAGAUACAUCAGCGAGUUCACACUGGGGAGAGGCCAUUUAACUGCUCAGUCUGUGGGAAGGGAUUCAUUCAGUUAUCCCACCUGCAGAGACAUCAUCGAGUUCACACUGGGGAGAAGCCGUUCACCUGCUCAGAAUGUGGGAAGGGAUUCACUUGGUUAUUCAGCCUACAGAAACAUCAGCGAGUUCACACUGGGGAGAAGCCGUUCACCUGCUCAGUCUGUGGGAGGAGAUUCACUGAGUCUUCCACCCUGCAGAAUCAUCAGCGAGUUCACACUGGGGAGAGGCCAUUCACCUGCUCAGUCUGUGGGAAAGGAUUCACUCAGUCAUCCCACCUACAGAUACAUCAGCGAGUCCACACUGGGGAGAGGCCAUUUAACUGCUCAGUCUGUGGGAAGGGAUUCAUUCAGUUAUCCCACCUGCAGAGACAUCAUCGAGUUCACACUGGGGAGAAGCCGUUCACCUGCUCAGAAUGUGGGAAGGGAUUCACUUGGUUAUCCAGCCUACAGAAACAUCAACGAGUUCACACUGGGGAGAAGCCGUUCACUUGCUCAGUCUGUGGGAGGAGAUUCACUGAGUCUUCCACCCUGCAGAAUCAUCAGCGAGUUCACACUGGGGAGAGGCUGUUCACCUGCUCAGAAUGUGGGAAAGGAUUCACUCUGUCAUCUACCCUACUGAUACAUCAGCGAGUUCACACUGGGGAGAGGCCGUUCACCUGCUCAGUCUGUGGGAAAGGGUUCACUCUGUCAUCUACCCUACUGGUACAUCAGCGAGUUCACACUGGGGAGAGGCCGUUCACCUGCCCAGUCUGUGAGAAGGGAUUCACUAAUUUAUCCAGCCUACAGAGACAUCAGCGAGUUCACACUGGGGAGAAGCCGUUCACCUGCUCAGAAUGUGGGAAGAGAUUCACUCAGUCAUCCAACCUACUGAGUCACCAGCGAGUUCACACUGGGGAGAAGCCAUUCACCUGCUCAGGCUGUGGGAAGGGAUUCACUCAGUCAUCCCACCUACGGAGUCACCAGCGAGUUCACACCGGGGAGAGGCCAUUCACCUGUUCAGUCUGUGGGAAGGGAUUCACUCAGUCAUCCACCCUACAGAGUCACCAGUCAGUUCACACUGGGGAGAGGCCGCUCUCCUGCUCAGUCUGUGGGACGGGAUUCACUGUGUCAUCCACCCUACAGAGACAUCAGCGAGUUCACACUGGGAAGAAGCCGUUCACCUGCUCAGAAUGUGGGAAGGGAUUCUCUCAGUUAUCCAGCCUACAGAAACAUCAGUGAGUUCACACUGGGGAGAGGCCAUUCACCUGCUCAGAAUGUGGAAGGAGAUUCACUGACUCUUCCACCCUGCAGAGUCAUCAGCAAGUUUACAGUGGAGAGAGGCAGUUCUCCUGCUGAGAAUGUGGGAAAGUAUUCACUCUGUCAUCCACCCUACUGGUACAUCAGCAAGUUCACACUGGGGAGAAACCUUUCAACUGCUCAUUCUGGGAAUGGAUUCACUCAGUUAUUCACCCUACAGAAACAUCAACAAGUUCACACUGGAGAGAGGCCGUUCACCUGCUGAGAAUGUGGGAAAGGAUUCACUCAGUCAUCCCACCUACUGACACACCUGUCAGCUCACAAUGGGGAGUGGCCAUUGUUAUGAAUCUCUAGGUUUUGUUUGCUGUGGAGAGAGAGAGAGAGAGAGAGAUUAAGAAGGCAAAUGUGUCUGACUUGCAGCUUGUUUACAUUGUGUGCAGCUUGUUUAGUUUUAACUGAGGACACAGACACUCAGAGUCAGACGGAGACGAAGGAGGAAAAAUGGAAAGAAUCGAAACCAGGGAACUAGUGGCCAAGGGUCACUGUUUGGAACUUUCCUUUGCCCACAAGUGUGGGCAAAUUAUCGAUUCUCCGUACAUUGAAUAUGUGGAUGUCACCUCAUUUGAUCCAUUGGAGUGGAUCUGAUUUGGGGUAUCCUGCGGUGACCACUAAUGUGUUAACCCUUGUCUGGCUAUGGUGUGGUAAUUCUUUUGAAGACGAUACCCUUCAUGACAAGUCACUUUGGGUGAUAAUUAGUAUGUGGAUUUGGAAGGAUGACAGAUAAAAUCUACAGCAACUGUUGGUCUUGUUUUACCACCAUGUAACCUGUGGAAUAUGACAUAAUUGCCUUCUCUCAACAUUUACCCUGGAUUACAAAUAUCUCUCUCAUCACCUAUUAUGUGGUUGAACUGAACUUUCAUACUUUACCAUCUCAAGACUCCAAGUCUUGUUUCCCCCGAGCUCAAUAGUUUGGGAAUUUUAUUUAUACACAUAACACUCAGGAGGAAAUCUGCAGAUGCUGGAAAUUCAAACAACACACACAAAAUGCUCAUGGAACACAGCAGGCGAGACAGUAUCUAUAAGGAGAACUGUCGACGUUUCAGGCUGAGACCCUUCGUCAGGACUCACUGAAAGGAAAGAUACUAAGAGAUUUGUAAGUAGUGGGGGGAGGCUGAAAUGCAAAAUGAUAGGAGAAGACCGGAUGUGGUGGGAUGAAGCUAAGAGCUGGAAAGGUGAUUGGCGAAAGUGAUACAGAGCUGGGAGAGGACCAUUGGACAGGAGGCCUCAGAGGAAAGAAAGGUGGGGGGGGGGGGGAAGCACCAGAGAGACAUGGAAAACAGGCAAUUAAAUAUGUCAGUGAUGGGGUAAGAAGGGGAAGAGGGGUAUUAACGGAAGGUGGAGGAGUCAAUGUUCACCCCAUCAGGUUGGAGGCUACCCAGCUUGUAUAUACGGUGUUGUUCCUCCAACCUGAGUUUGGAUUGAUUUUGACAGUAAAGGAGGCCAUGGAUAGACAUAUCAGAAUGGGAAUGGGAUGUGGAAUUAAAAUGCGUAGCCACUAGGCGGAGUCUGUUGCUGCUGGUUCGUUUCUAAAGCAUUACGGUUUGUAACAAAAUGGGGCCUGCGUCUGGGAUAUGAAGAAAUUUAAGGAUUGAUGUAUUAUCGAUUUCAUUGGGGAAAUCCCUUUUGAUUUAUUUGUGUGUGGAAAACCAGCAGCAAUGGAUGUUGAUAGAUAUCUGGAAGUGUGAGCCUCUCGGGCAUUAGAGAACAGCAGAAGGAUUGAGUUGUUCAGUAUUGCUAUAAUGUUAAUACUUGCUAAGGUGAAAUUGACAAUGAGGAGGGCACAGAUGCGGAGGAUAAUAGCUGAACAUUAUGUAUCUGAGGGUGUGUUUAAAGUGGAGGAGUUGGAGGUGUUUCCUGAAAGUAAACCUAGUGAGCUUGAGAUCCAGUGCAAGUGAGAAAAAUUAAAGAUGGAGACUGCGGAAAGGCAGAGGCAGUUUCAGGCUGGAGAGGCAGAAAAGCAGACAGAAAUUUCUCUUACAAAGGGUAAUUAAGGGGAAUGCUUAGCAAGCCUAUUCUGCUUUGACAGUUGCUGAAGCAGCUUAUUAUUUAUUUAUUUAUGCUGCCCCAAUCAUCGCCACUGGGCUAUAAAUCUGCAGGAGCUGUGUGUGGUUCAGUGCUUUGCUCAAGGACACACAAGCUGCCUCGGCUGAGGCUCGAACUCAUGACAUUCAGAUCACGAGUCCAACACCUUAGCCACAUGGUCAUGACCUAUUCAUGACACAUUAUGAUCUAUUGAAGCAGGCUGUGCUCAAAGCUUGUGAGUUGGUCCCAGAAGCAGACAGGCAGAAGUUCAGAAAUUUGAAGAAAUCUGUGAACCAGACAUACGGAAUUUGCUUUUGAGAAAAUUGUGUGUCUUGACCGCUGGUGCACAUCUGAACAUGUAAAUGAUAAUUUUAACAGCUUCAAAGAGUUGGUUUUAAUUGAAGAGUUCAGAGGGUGCGUUCCUGAUGACAUAAAGAUGUAUUUAGAUGGAAAUGAUGCUGCCACUAUGCAGGAAUCUGCUAGAUUAGCAGAUCAAUUUGCUUUAACUGAUAAAGUUAUGUUUACCCUGAAUAAGAGUUUCCAAAAGGCAGUUGUCAAGUUGUGGGUAAACCUAAUGAGGUCACCCCAGUGGCCUGUACCUGCAUUCGGUGAACCCUUUUUCAAAGUUAUAGUGGAUUGUGUUGGCCCAUUGCUAACAGACUAAAGCUGGCCAUCAGUAUCUGCUAACUAUUAUGUGUACUGCAUCCAGAUUCCCAGAGGCAAUGCCUCUCAGAAAUGUUAAAGCUAAAACUGUGGCGAAGGCUCUCACCAAGAUUUUCACUUUAUUCGAUAUGCCUAAAGAAGUCCAGUCUGAUCAAGGAUGUAAUUUUACAUCUGGAUUAUUCCAGCAGGUUGUUUCUGAACUGGGAGCAAAACAAAUUGCAUCAUCUGCGUACCAUACAGAAUCACAAGGGGCUUUAGAAAGAUUUAAUUUUACCCUCAAAACAAUGAUUAAGACAUAUUGUGUUGAAAAUGGAAAAGACUGGGAUGAAGGAAUACAUUUGCUUUUUUCCACAGAAAGGGAGUCAGUACAGGAAUCACUGGGCUUUACUCCGUAUGAACUUGUAUUUGGUCGCAGAGUGACCUUUGACCUUGUUAAAAGGAACGGUGGAUUGAUGGGGAUGUACAUGUUAACUCGUUAGACUAUGUUUCGAAGUUCAAAAAGAAACUACACCAAGCCUGUAGUCUAGCGAGACAAAACUUAAAGAUUUCUCAAAACAAAAUGAAGUGUUGGUUUGAUAACAGGGCUCACAAAGGAAAAUACCAGGUUUGAGAUAAGGUGCUUGUCUUAUGUUGACGAAUCCACUUCAGUCGAAAUUCAAUAGACAGUAUGAAAUAGUCUCCCAAAUUAAAUAUGUGAAUUAUGUUAUUAAAACACCCAACUGACUUGAACUAA
Messenger RNA from Hypanus sabinus (Atlantic stingray), 5400 nucleotides. RefSeq names its product zinc finger protein 229-like. The coding region runs from base 462 to 1904 and encodes 480 amino acids. The transcript has 2 exons. Lineage: Eukaryota; Metazoa; Chordata; Chondrichthyes; Myliobatiformes; Dasyatidae. The record is from RefSeq and is a predicted model, not a curated record.